Closterium sp. Naga37s-1 is the source of this 747-nucleotide messenger RNA. Lineage: Eukaryota; Viridiplantae; Streptophyta; Zygnematophyceae; Desmidiales; Closteriaceae. The record is from the annotation of a GenBank genome assembly.
AUGUUUCUGAAACGCCCUCCCGAGCCCUUCCUCCCUCCCCUCCCAUCACUUUUCCCGCCGCCUUCGCGCUCUCCCUCCCGUCGCCUUCGCGCUCUCCCACCCGUCGCCUUUGCACUCUCCCUCCCGUCGCCUUCGCGCUCUCCCUCCCGUCGCCUGUCCGCACUCCCUCCCGUCGCCUUCGCGCUCUCCCUCCCGUCGCCUUUGCGCUCUCCCUCCCAUCGCCUUCGCGCUCUCCCUCUCCUCGCCUUCGCGCUCUCCCUCGCGUCGCCUUUCCGCUCUCCCUCUGUCGCCUGUCCGCUCUCCCUUUCGUUGGCUGUCCGCUCUCCCUCCCGUCGCCUCCGCGCUCUCCCUCCCGUCUCCUUUGCGCUCUCCCUCCCGUCGCCUUUCUCCUUCCCCACUUCAUUAUCUCCCCUCCCUUCUCCCAAGCACCACACGCUCUCCACUCCCCUCGCCAUUGCGCUCACGUUCCGUCAUCUUCGCAUCCCCUUCGCGCUCACGGCAUCCCCUCCGAUCACGUCUCGCGCCAUCAUCCAAGUCAGCAAGCACGCCGCGCACCGUCGCUAUCUCCGAUCACGUCUCGCGCCGAGUUAUCUCCCGCCCUCACCCCGUCGCGCUAGCUAUCUCCCCCCCCUCUCCCCGUCGCGCUCGCUAUCUCCCACUCGAACUCGUAGCGAUCCCCCAUUUCCAGUCGCCUAUGCGAUCCCCUCCCUUUGCCGUCGCCCGCAAUCGCCCCUUGUUGUACGGUAA